Topomyia yanbarensis is the source of this 2835-nucleotide messenger RNA. It is a transcript of the gene Mgat4a, whose product is annotated as alpha-1,3-mannosyl-glycoprotein 4-beta-N-acetylglucosaminyltransferase B. Gene Ontology annotation, cellular component: endoplasmic reticulum-Golgi intermediate compartment; endoplasmic reticulum; Golgi stack. NCBI's taxonomy places the organism in Eukaryota, Metazoa, Arthropoda, Insecta, Diptera, Culicidae. The coding region runs from base 603 to 2270 and encodes 555 amino acids. The transcript is spliced from 9 exons. Gene Ontology annotation, biological process: protein N-linked glycosylation. The record is from RefSeq and is a predicted model, not a curated record. Gene Ontology annotation, molecular function: acetylglucosaminyltransferase activity.
CAUGUGGAAUGCUUGAAUAUCGUGUAUAGUGCCGAACAUAAUUCUUUGUUUGGGGCUUUAUAGCUAUAACGCCCCGUAUAUGUUGGUCGCUGUCAAACUCCAUAUGAUGGUAUAGGGUUGGCAGGAGGCUGGUUUUGACAGAUUUCGACCAAAACAAAAAUGUAAGACAAAUGCCAAAGCAAUAUAGAAAAAUACUGGUGUAAAAUCACACCGUAACAUCGUGGAUAAUUCGCCACUAAAAUAGUUCAAUAGAAUAUUAAUUUUGAUAAAAAAUAAUGAUACCCAGUGAUCUUUUGGUGCAAUUAAAAAAGCCUUAAUCACUCGUAGUAUAGUAAAAUUGAACAAUGUGAUACGUAAAGUGUGGAUGUACAUAUAUUACCAGGCUCUGCAUCGUAAUUCAAAAAGUAUCCUAGACUAAUUUAGCUAAAAGAAUUAGCUUUAGUGAUAUCUUGACUAGGAUGUGAGCUAAUUUGGAGUCAAUCCAUCAAGCCGUAUCUCAGUUAGGAGCUGUGGAAGAGUCUAUUUGGACUAUUUGGACGACGCUCUAAUCAGUCUAGAAAGAUUCGUAAUCGUCUAAUUUAGGAGACGGAAAGGUACCAGCCAUGAAAUUGGGCUUAUCAUCAUCUCCAUUAAGGCGUCGCAGUUGUUUUUUAGCAUUUAUACUCAUUUUGGUACCAUGUACAAUAUUAUUUUUAGUAAUAGGGACAGAUUUUACAGCUGAGCAAACCAUGGCGCAACGAGUAGCUGAGUUCCAGAUGCGUAUGCAAUACCUUGAAUCAAUGUAUCGCGCAAAACAGGAGGAUGUAGCUAUUUUAUCGCAGUACUUGGGAUUGUCAAGUCAAAACGGUGAAACAUCGAAUGUGUCAAUAAAUUUGAACCUUUUGGAUGGUCUAAGCGCGGAUUCACGAUCGAUGAUUCGUAAUGCGUCUGCUUCAGCAAAGUUGCCUGCUAAUUUAAAGUUACCAACGGCCUUUCACUUCUUACCACAUCUUCUUGAUGAUCCUGCCUCUCUGCGACCAGCGUUUCUUCAGACAAAAAACAGACAAGGCGUUUCUAUUGUUCUUGGCAUACCAACGGUUAAGCGCGAUAAACAAUCAUAUCUUUUAGAAACAUUGGACAAUCUAAUAGCUAAUAUGGACGAUGACGAACAGAACGAAACCAUGAUCGUCAUAUUUGUUGGAGAGUCGGACAUAGAUUACGUGACGCAAAUCGCGAACGGCAUCAACUUACGGUUUCCCACGUUUGUAGAUAGCGGUUUUAUUGAAGUUAUUGCCCCUGCUGCUAGCUACUAUCCAGAUAUGACUCGACUCAGACAAACGCUGAAUGACUCUGUUGAACGAGUUAGAUGGCGUUCAAAACAGAAUUUGGAUUUUGCUUAUCUUAUGGCCUAUACCCAGCCUAAAGGCACGUUCUAUGUUCAACUAGAAGAUGACAUUCUCACGAAGAAAGGAUUUAUCAGUAUUAUUAAGAAUUUCGCCUUAGAGAAAACAGCUAAGAAAGAACAUAGUCAAUGGUUUGUUUUGGAUUUUUGCCAGCUUGGGUUUAUUGGAAAGAUGUUCAAAUCAGCUGAUUUGCCAUGGCUCAUCACCUUCUUUCAGAUGUUUUUUAAUGAAAAGCCAGUCGACUGGUUAUUGUACCAUCUUAUAUAUACAAAAGUGUGCAGUGUUGAGAAAGAUGCGAAAACUUGCAAGCAGGAAAUGUCGAAAUUAUGGAUCCAUUACAAACCAUCUUUAUUUCAGCAUAUUGGAACGACGUCAUCGUUAAGAGGAAAAGUCCAAAAGCUUAAAGACAAACAGUUUGGAAAAAUACCUACAUUUUAUCCUCACAAUAAUCCUCCAGCUGUCGUUAAAACAGGAAUUCAGCACUACAAAUCCUACACCAUAGCAAAAGCAUACACCGGAGAAAGUUUCUUUUGGGGUCUAAUGCCCCAACCGGGAGAUUCGAUUGAGUUCAAAUUCAAAGAACCAGUAGUAUUGAAAAGAUAUUUAUUCCGAAGUGGUAAUUUUGAGCAACCUUCCGAUCGCUUCUAUAAUACUACCGUUGAAGUACUGCCGUUUAACUUGGCUGAAGAUUCGCCUGUUUGGAGCAAUUACAAUACAACGACUGAUGGAUUUCUUAUAAUUGGAGUUUUUAAUGAUUUUGGAAUUGCAGAGGGAGUUAUAGAUUCUAAAAUAGGAGAACUCAAAGAGCUUCGUCUACACGUUUAUAGUGAUAGUCAAAAUUGGGUUAUACUACGAGAAAUACUAUUGCAGGACAAUUCUGUUCGGUGACGAAAGCGUUAUCGUAUUCUAGUCCAACCCAGUAGCAUGUAUUCGUUGCGAGAUUCUUCGAAACGUAGCAAAAUGUGUUUGAAGAAACUUCAACACGAAAUAUCAUCGCGUUACCUAGGAUUGAACACAACAUAAUAGACGUCUAGAAAUGUGCUAAGAGGUAUUACUUUUGAGCUUUUUUUGAAUUAUACACAAGUUGUGCUACUCUAAAGUUACCAUGAUUGUUAAGUGAUUGAAACAAUGUUAAAUUUGUGACGUACUGCACGUAAAUAUGAAAACUUAAUACAUAUUAUGCAUAAAUGUCAAGCAAGUUCCAAGCAACGCAAGCUUUCAUAACGAAAAAUGUGUGUAUGUAUUAUUCUUAUUGCAACAUGCUAUUAAUGAAAACGAAUGAUGACGAAAUUCGUUUUCUCAGACAGUUUGCAAAAAGUUUAUUUAUAAAAGUAAUGUCCAUGUGAAGCUGUUGUAAUUUUUAACACAUAAUUGGACAUAUGAUGAAAUGAAGAAAUUUCUAAGUGAAACGUAAAAUGAUUUAGUUUUAAUACUAUUUGCCAUGUGUUUUCGA